Molecule: messenger RNA, 3464 nt
Organism: Dioscorea cayenensis subsp. rotundata (Guinea yam)
Lineage: Eukaryota; Viridiplantae; Streptophyta; Magnoliopsida; Dioscoreales; Dioscoreaceae
Product: protein LONGIFOLIA 1-like
Exons: 5
Coding region: 315-3284 (989 amino acids)
Biological process (GO): regulation of monopolar cell growth
Source: RefSeq, a predicted model, not a curated record
ACCACACCUCUUUCUCAAUAAUCACCCCCACAUGGUUUUGUAGCAAUGCACCCAAAGCACCUCUGUCCCACUCCACUCCAUCUCUCCCAACACUUUUUUAAUUUGACAAGUUUUGUGUGAGUGAAACUCUACUUGUGUUCUUUGUCCUUUGGUUUGUUUUCCAUUUUCUUUCUCAGCUAAAAUUGGAGGUGUGAGUUUAAUGCACUUGUAUCUUGUUGUUUCCAUGAGAAACUGCUGAAGCAGUCUUUUGCAGUGUUGUUGUUGUUGUUGUUGUUGUUAUUGUUAUUAUUGUUGUUGUCUUUUUGGUUUCAAGCAUGUCAGCAAAGUUUCUUCAUUCUUUUGCUGAUGAGAGCCAGGAGUUGCAGAAGCAAAUUGGUUGUAUGACUGGGAUUCUUCAGAUGUUUGACAGGCAUCAUCUUAUCACUGGAAGGAGAUCCCAUGGUUCUCAUACUCAUAACAGGCUUCCUUCAGGUCAUGGACAUCCAAACAAUAUUAAUCAUAGAUCAGAUGUUCUUGUUCUGGAGAAAAAUUCAAGCAAGAGUUUCAGCGAGAACCGGAGGGUUUCAAUGGAAUCAUCCAGGAAUUCCUUCUCAUCUUCAUCCUGUUCUUCAUCAUUCUCUUCUUUGGAUUGUAACAAAUCAACACAAGAACCUUCAUCAUCAUUUGACCGGUUCAUCGCACAAGAUAUCUCUUCACCAAGUCCACCGUUGGAUUCAUCGGUGCACUCUCGCCGGCAGUCCCUUGAUUUCCGAGAAGUUGUGAAGGAUUCCAUUAAUAGAGAUAGUAGUAGUUUGUCGGUUAAAACUUCUUCAAAGAAGGAAUCGAAGAACAAUGGAUUGAAUUUGAAGCCUAGAGACUCUCCGAGGCCUAUUACCGGUCUCAAUGAUCCACGUAGAGUUCUUGUGAAGCUAAAAGAAUCACCUUGGAAUUAUCCAGAAACUAGUGAGCUACCGAGAUUGUCAUAUGAUCGAAAAGAUGCUUCCAUUUUGUCGGAAUCAAGAGACACUCCUAGAUUUUCAUAUGAUGGACGAGAGGCUUCGCGGAUGUCUCUUGAUUCCAGAGACAAUGGAAGGUUUGUCUCUAAACUUAGAGAGGCUCCAAGGCUGUCAUUGGAUAGCCGGCAAGGAAAUGCGAGGAAUUCUAAUUUGCAUUCGAAGUUGAAUUCAAUACUCAAUGAUUAUGAUUCUGUUAGUGUCCAUCAAAGAUCUUCUUCUAUGGCUUCGAAUGUUGUCGCGAAGCUUAUGGGAUUGGAAGCACUGCCAAGUAAAGAGAGUGCUAAUAACAUCUCAUUGACGCCAUUGAAGAGUUCGGUCAAGGACCCUCUGACACCGAGACCGAAAAAUCGUGAUACUGUAAUGAAACCAAUGGCGAAUUCAAGGCUUCCGAUGGAAACUGCUCCUUGGAAGCAACAUGAUGAGAAGGUUUGCACCCCAAAAAAAUCAGGAUUUGGAAAUCGCGAAGUUCCAGUGAAGCAGCAAACUGAAACUGUUUACAGUGAAAUCGAAAGGAGACUAAAAGAGCUUGAGUUCAGACAAUCCAAUAAAGAUCUCAGAGCUCUUAAGCAGAUUUUGGAUGCAAUGCAGGACAAAGGGAUGUUGAAGAAAUCAAAAGGCGAAGAACAAAACUCUGAAGCACCAUCAUCCUGGGAAACCACUCGAACGAAGGUUGCUCAGAAUGUUAGAUCAACAAUGAUUCGAAACCAAGUGGUUUCACAUUCAUUUCCUUCACUGCCGAAAAGUGUUGCUAGUCCAAGAGCUUAUGAGUCUCCAAUUGUUAUCAUGAAGCCUGCCAAAAGUGUUAGGAAAUCAGGUCUUACCGGCUCGUCAGUAAUUCAUUUGGAAGGCUUACCGAAGCUUCAGAGGCUGAACACAAGUGAAGUUUCAGUGAAAAAGAAGCCGACAAGAGACCGAACUAGAGCCACGAACAGAGUAGAAGAUAGCAAUUUGCAGAGAAAUCCAUCAAGAUUGAUACCGAAAGCAAACACUGGAAACUCAGUUAAGACUACGAAUUCGUUGAGCCCGAGAUUGCCGCAGAGAAAACUCGAUGCGGAGAAGAAAUUAAAUCGUCCACCUAUUCCUUCUUCGGAAACAAAUAAGCAUCGAAAACAGUCUGUAAGUAAGCAGCCAUCAGAAUCAGUUUCGCCGAGAGGUAGACUCGGGCGAAAAUCAGUUCAAGUGCCACCAAAUGAGGAUCAAUUGAGUGAAGCAAGCAGUGAAACAACAAGAAAUCUCAGGCAUCAAGGUGAUGAUAUUUCUGUACAAUCAGAUAAUAAUAUUAGCUUGGCAUCAGAGGUAGACAAUAUUGAUGUAACAAGUGCUGCUAUUUCCGAAGAAAUGCAAGAUCGCGAGAGUUCUUCAUUGGAAAAGAAAUCACAGGUUAAUCUGAAUGAAGUUGUCUUAACUGUUGUUCCUGAACAACCAAGUCCUGUGAGUGUCCUAGAUGCCUCAUUUUACCAGGACGAAUUGCCGGUGAAAAGGAUUUCAAAUGAAUUUAAAGAUGACGUUGGCUCAGAGAAUUCGAUUUCUGAAGUUGAUCGCAAGAAGCUUGCAAACAUUGAGAUAUUGGUUCAGAAGCUGUGUCAGCUAAGCUCAACUGAUGCCGAAACUCAAACUGCUGAUCACAUUGCCUCAUUGUGUGAAACUCAGAAUCCCGACCACCGAUACGUAUCGGAGAUCCUCCUGGCCUCAGGCCUUCUAAUGAAAGAUCUAACAUCCAGAUUAACAGCUCCAAUGUCCAUUCAACUUCACCCUUCCGGCCACCCGAUAAACCCUGACUUAUUCACUGUCCUCGAACAAACAAAAUCAGGCUUGCUCUCUCAACUCAAACCUGUCCCUGAAACCAAUCUCAAGCCAAAGUCUAGCCCAGAGAAGCUUCACCGAAAGCUUGUUUUCGAUGUGGUAAAUGAAGUACUAGUCCAGAAACUAGAAUUAACAAAUCAUGAUCCUCUUUCCACCUUAUUCAUCAGAACCAGAAAAUUUGCAAGGAAUCUUCCUACCGGACAUCGGUUACUCAAAGAAGUUUGUGCAGAGAUUGAUGAACUGCAGUCUGAGAGCUCAAAGGAUGUCAAUGGUGAGGAAAACAACAACUUGAUAUCCGGCGAACAUGUGCUUCAACAUGAACAAGGAUGGGAGAACUUUGGAACAGAAAUGCCGAGUUUGGUCUUAGAGAUCGAAAGAUCGAUAUUCAAGGAACUCAUUGAUGAGGUUGUGUGUGGUGAAACUAAUGCUGCUGCUGGAUUGCAUGCAAAAUUAAGCAGAAGAAGAAGACAAUUAUUUGCCAAGUGAUUGCACUCAUUCAUGCACUAGUUUUUUAUUUUCUUCUUUCCUUCAAUAGAAAAUAUAACUACUAGUGAAUAAAUUUGUAUACAAAUUGUUUAAAUUUGGAAUUUAUGUCCAAAUGUUUGCUGAUUUCUGAGAAAUGAAUGAAGUUAUUGAAGUUAGUGAUCUAAAAUUGUUUGCAAAAAC